AUGACAAUGAGGAAGGUUAAAGAAAUGCAGCAACGUACAUCGGUUAUAAUCAUGCUAAAUAUAUUUCUUUCAGAGGAAUGUAAACAUCAUUUGAAGUUUAAAGAGGUGAUCAUUGGUAAACGUCUGAUGAACCACGUGAUUCGCAAAGCUGACAUCAUGGAUCGUGAAUUUUGUGGUGUGCUAUGCUUCAUGGAGCACCAUUGUGUCAGUUAUAAUUUGAUGAAAAUAAGUGAAAAUGGAAAACACCAUUGCGAAUUGAAUAACGCUACCUACGAAGAGCACGAGGAAGUCCUGGAGAAAAACUCAAAUUAUGAAUACCGUGGAGCAAAAGGUGGUGGCGGUGGUGGCGGUGGUGGUGAAUAUGGAAUGGGAUCUUGUGGUGGAGGUGGAUGGACUCUGGUUAUGAAAAUUGAUGGAACAAAGCAAACGUUCCACUACAAUUCCAAUCUCUGGAGCAACAAAGAAGCAUUCAAUAUCGUGGGAGGGGAGACCGGGUUUGACACCCUUGAGACCAAGCUACCGACAUAUUGGAACACACCCUUUCUCAAAAUCUGUCUCGGUAUGAAGAUUCCAGGCGAGGAGACCACGAAUUUUAUCACCAUAAACAAGACCGCUGAUUCCCUGCACUCCUUGAUUGCUGACGGGCAAUUCCGAGCCACAUCACUGGGUCGUGACACGUGGAAAACGCUCUUUGGUUCCCAAGGCUCCUUGCAGGACAACUGUAACAGAGAAGGGUUCAAUGCAGAUGACGACGGACUGAACAGAGCCAAAGCAAGAAUCGGUAUCAUUGGAAACAACGAAAACCACUGCAAUACUUGUGAUUCCAGAAUCGGGUUUGGAACAGGAGGACGUCAUGACGACUCCAACACUUGUGGAAUUGAAGCAGUCGCUGCACCAGAUAAUGGAAUCAAGCACAUCAAAGCCAUGGGAUAUAUCUUAAUUCAGUGACCUCGCAUGCUAAUUAUAAAAUAACGAAUGAUGGUCCAACUAGGAAAAUGC
Messenger RNA from Orbicella faveolata, 999 nucleotides. Its product is annotated as putative skeletal organic matrix protein 5. The record is from RefSeq and is a predicted model, not a curated record. Lineage: Eukaryota; Metazoa; Cnidaria; Anthozoa; Scleractinia; Merulinidae.